CGUUGAUGUUAGUGAUGAGGUUCGAUUUCAAAGCUCAUGAAACGCAUCAAUGUCGAUCUCCAUCUUCUCCAUUUUCCGAAAUUCAGAAAAUUUCAAUCACGAAAAGUAUCUUCGUCCCUACCCAAAUUGGAACUCGAUCAGAAAUCACCACAGGAGACAGUUUUCUUACUUGGUCAGGUACUUGACACUUACCCAGAUAUCAGAACACUUAGAACAGUCCACUCAAGAAUCAUUUUGGAAGAUCUACGUUGUAAUUCUUCUUUGGGUGUUAAACUUAUGAGAGCUUAUGCUUCUCUAAAAGAUGUAGCGUCAGCACGCAAGGUGUUCGACGAAAUUCCUGAGAGAAACGUAAUUAUCAUUAAUGUUAUGAUUAGAAGCUAUGUGAAUAAUGGGUUUUACGGUGAAGGUGUUAAAGUGUUUGGGACGAUGUGUGGUUGUAAUGUUAGACCUGAUCAUUAUACUUUCCCGUGUGUUCUAAAGGCGUGUUCUUGCUCUGGGACUAUUGUCAUUGGGAGGAAAAUUCAUGGGUCUGCUACAAAAGUUGGGCUCUCUUCGACUUUGUUUGUUGGGAAUGGUUUAGUUUCUAUGUAUGGAAAGUGUGGAUUUUUAUCUGAAGCAAGGCUUGUACUUGACGAGAUGUCUAGGAGAGAUGUGGUGUCUUGGAACUCGUUGGUUGUUGGGUAUGCGCAAAAUCAGAGAUUUGAUGAUGCUUUGGAGGUUUGUAGGGAAAUGGAGUCUGUGAAGAUAAGCCAUGAUGCUGGUACGAUGGCUAGUCUGUUACCAGCAGUGAGUAACACUACAACUGAAAACGUUAUGUAUGUUAAAGAUAUGUUUUUUAAAAUGGGGAAAAAGAGUUUGGUUUCAUGGAAUGUGAUGAUCGGUGUGUAUAUGAAAAAUGCGAUGCCUGUUGAAGCUGUGGAAUUGUAUUCCCGAAUGGAGGCUGAUGGGUUUGAACCUGAUGCAGUCUCAAUCACAAGUGUAUUACCUGCUUGUGGAGAUACCUCUGCUCUGUCUCUUGGUAAGAAAAUCCAUGGAUACAUUGAGAGGAAGAAGCUGAUACCAAAUCUGUUGUUAGAGAAUGCACUGAUCGACAUGUAUGCAAAAUGCGGAUGUUUAGAGAAAGCUAGAGAUGUGUUUGAGAACAUGAAGUCACGUGAUGUUGUGUCUUGGACAGCUAUGAUUUCAGCUUAUGGAUUCAGCGGACGAGGCUGUGACGCAGUGGCAUUGUUUUCGAAAUUGCAAGAUUCGGGUCUCGUCCCUGAUUCAAUUGCGUUUGUCACAACGCUUGCUGCUUGUAGCCAUGCGGGGUUACUAGAAGAAGGUAGGAGUUGUUUCAAACUCAUGACAGAUCAUUACAAGAUCACUCCUAGGUUAGAGCAUUUGGCUUGUAUGGUGGAUCUUCUUGGCCGAGCCGGGAAAGUGAAAGAAGCUUACAGAUUUAUACAAGAUAUGUCAAUGGAACCAAACGAGAGAGUUUGGGGAGCAUUAUUAGGAGCUUGCAGGGUGCAUUCUGAUACAGACAUCGGUCUACUAGCAGCUGAUAAACUUUUCCAGUUAGCACCCGAGCAAUCGGGUUACUACGUAUUGCUUUCUAACAUAUACGCAAAGGCUGGAAGAUGGGAAGAAGUGACUAACAUCAGAAACAUAAUGAAGAGCAAAGGGUUAAAGAAGAAUCCCGGAGCAAGCAAUGUUGAGGUCAACAGAAUAAUUCAUACAUUCUUAGUAGGCGACAGGUCACACCCGCAAUCCGAUGAGAUAUACAGAGAGCUGGAUGUUCUAGUAAAGAAAAUGAAAGAGUUAGGUUAUGUUCCUGAUUCAGAGUCAGCGCUUCACGAUGUGGAAGAGGAAGAUAAAGAGACGCAUUUAGCUGUUCACAGUGAGAAAUUAGCCAUUGUGUUUGCUCUGAUGAACACUAAGGAGGAAGAAGAAGACAGUAAUAAUACCAUAAGAAUAACGAAGAAUCUUAGGAUAUGUGGAGACUGUCAUGUUGCAGCUAAGCUUAUCUCACAGAUAACUUCUCGAGAGAUAAUCAUCAGAGACACUAAUAGAUUUCAUGUGUUCCGGUUCGGUGUUUGCUCUUGUGGUGACUAUUGGUGA
This is a messenger RNA of Arabidopsis thaliana (thale cress), 2097 nucleotides long. RefSeq names its product Tetratricopeptide repeat (TPR)-like superfamily protein. Gene Ontology annotation, biological process: RNA modification. The record is from RefSeq and is marked reviewed. Gene Ontology annotation, molecular function: zinc ion binding; RNA binding. The transcript has a single exon. NCBI's taxonomy places the organism in Eukaryota, Viridiplantae, Streptophyta, Magnoliopsida, Brassicales, Brassicaceae. The coding region runs from base 37 to 2097 and encodes 686 amino acids.